AUGCCUGAGUUCACUCUCGAUCGCAUCAGAUCACUUAGCUUUCAACCUUAUUUGUCUUCCAGAUCACAGCAAUAUCGCAGUCAUCCCAAUCGCCGCGCAUCGGUGCGUGUAAGCGCUUCCCAACCGCAACUCGGUUACACAACGAAUGGCAGUACCGCUGGAAAUGCCAUGAUUGUUGGCAGUGGGAGCGGCGGUGUCCUACGAAAGGAUGUCAUUAGCAGUAUCAGUGGUGGUACGGCUAACAACAAUAGCAGUAGUAGCGCAUUGUUGCCACUACAACAACAACAACAGCACGGCAGCACUUGUGAGCAAAGCACCCAAACGCCGGAAUCCAUAAUGCGCGAAACGCGUCGCCACAAACUGAAAUCAUUCAAAUUCUCGCUGAACAAUGUCACAACGCCAACAUUGAAUUUGCGUUUCCUGAAUAAUCGCAACAAACGCAAUAGUCUAUCUGCUAAUGCUGUAGCGACCGAGCAGAAAGCUACUAAGGUCCUCGGUCUCGUCUUCUUCACCUUCGUUCUCUGUUGGUCGCCAUUUUUCAUAUUGAAUAUCAUUUUUGCCGGUUGCCCCGAAUGUCAAGUGCCCGAACAUGUGGUGGAUACUUGCCUCUGGCUCGGUUAUGUCUCAUCAACAAUUAAUCCCAUCAUUUAUACAAUUUUCAAUCGAACAUUUCGCGCGGCCUUCAUUCGUCUACUCAAAUGCAAUUGUGAACGCUCUGGACGUCAGUCACGCUAUCGCUCCGUUACCGAAGGUCGUGGUGCAUUAAGUCUGUGCGCACCCUCCGCCCUGCCAUUGGCCAUUUCAUUCCAAGGUGCACCAUUGAUGACACCAUCAACCGCAAAUGCGACACCGUUAAGCGAUUUUCGUGGCAGCUAUACGAUCACGGAUGAUGAGUGCUAGAAUGAGGAGAAAGAGAUGCCGCCAGUAAAGCGCAAUGUAAACAGA
Molecule: messenger RNA, 945 nt
Organism: Rhagoletis pomonella (apple maggot)
Lineage: Eukaryota; Metazoa; Arthropoda; Insecta; Diptera; Tephritidae
Product: 5-hydroxytryptamine receptor 2A-like
Exons: 4
Coding region: 1-900 (299 amino acids)
Biological process (GO): adenylate cyclase-activating adrenergic receptor signaling pathway
Cellular component (GO): membrane
Molecular function (GO): G protein-coupled receptor activity
Source: RefSeq, a predicted model, not a curated record